AUGAUUGCCUCUUUCAACGUCUUCCUCACAUGGAUGACCGUGUCCAUGAACGUCCGCCAGGCGUCGCCACUCGGCCAGGGGGGCCCGGCCAUCGACAGCGACUUUCCGGAUCCUACAAUCGUCCAGGACCUCGACGGCGCUUGGUAUGCCUUUGCGACCGAGCACGCCGGGGUUCAUGUCCAGGCGGCCCGCGCGUCGGCUCCGGAGGGACCGUGGACAAAAAUCGAUGGCAUCGACCUGCUCCCCAAAUCGAACAGUUUCUUUACCGGAAGCAACACCUGGGCGCCAGAUGUCCGCGUCUUGGGCAACGACAGCUACGUCUUGUACUUUAGCGGCCAGGUGGCGAGCAACGACUCGCACCACUGCGUAGGCGUGGCCACGAGCACGAGGAUACUGGGGCCGUACACCCCCAAAGACGAGCCCUUUCAGUGUGACUUGAGAGACGGCGGCGAAAUCGACCCGUCUAGCUUCCGGGACGUGGACGGCAAGACGUAUGUUACAUACAAGGUCGACGGCAACAGCAUCGGCGCUGGCGGCGAGUGCAACAACGGAAUCAACCCCAAGAAGGCGACCCCCAUCGUGCUGCAAGAAGUGUCCAAGAACGGCGUCGAGAAGAUCGGAAGCCCGCGGCAAAUCCUGGACCGCGUCGGGGACGAGCCGCUCGUCGAGGCGCCCGCCAUCUACCGGGCCCGCGACGGGACCUACAUACUAUUCUUCAGCUCGGGCUGCUUCACGGCGCCCAGCUACAACGUUAAUUACGCCACGUCAAAGAGCGUAGGAGGCCCUUAUACCCGCGCAAGCACCCCUUUAAUAAGCUCCAACGACAGCUUGGGCCUAACGUCUCCGGGAGGCGCGACGCCCGUGCAGAACGGGGAUGUAUUAGUCUUCCAUGCCAACUGCGAGGCCGGGAGAUGCAUGUUUGUUAGAAAAUUCGAUUUUAGAAAUAGAAUAGUUAGAUUAUUAUGA
Hirsutella rhossiliensis is the source of this 966-nucleotide messenger RNA. Its product is annotated as glycosyl hydrolases family 43 domain-containing protein. The coding region runs from base 1 to 966 and encodes 321 amino acids. Gene Ontology annotation, biological process: carbohydrate metabolic process. The transcript has a single exon. The record is from RefSeq and is a predicted model, not a curated record. Gene Ontology annotation, molecular function: hydrolase activity, hydrolyzing O-glycosyl compounds. NCBI's taxonomy places the organism in Eukaryota, Fungi, Ascomycota, Sordariomycetes, Hypocreales, Ophiocordycipitaceae.